This is a messenger RNA of Fulvia fulva, 1578 nucleotides long. RefSeq names its product MFS-type efflux pump MFS1. Lineage: Eukaryota; Fungi; Ascomycota; Dothideomycetes; Mycosphaerellales; Mycosphaerellaceae. Gene Ontology annotation, biological process: transmembrane transport. Gene Ontology annotation, molecular function: transmembrane transporter activity. The transcript is spliced from 5 exons. The record is from RefSeq and is a predicted model, not a curated record. Bases 1 to 1578 code for a protein of 525 amino acids.
AUGAUCCUGAUCAUGAUCGCAAUCUGCCUUGCGGUGUUCUGUAUGUGCCUGGAUAUGACCAUUAUUUCGACAGCGAUACCGAGGAUUACAGACGACUUUCGUGCUCUGGAUGAUGUUGGGUGGUAUGCCAGCUCGUACAUGUUGACCUUGAGCGCAUUCCAGCUGUUUUAUGGAAAGCUGUACACUUUCUUCAGUGUCAAGUGGAUCUUCCUCAUGGCGAUAUCUUGGUUCGAGAUUGGUAAGUGGAGCGACAAUGCCAGCUUCAUUCUUCGUGUGCUGACCAUGGCUCCGAUGCAAGGCUCGGCGAUAUGUGGUGCUGCACCCAACUCGACAGCGCUCAUCGUGGGCCGUGCCAUAGCUGGUUUCGGGUCAGCUGGCAUCUUCUCAGGUGCGCUUCUGAUCAUCGCCAACAGUGCUCCUCUCCAGAAAAGACCAGUGUAUAUUGGGAUCUGUGGUGCAAUGUAUGGCAUUGCCUCUGUGGCCGGACCACUGAUGGGCGGAGCUUUCACAGACAAGCUCUCCUGGCGCUGGUUCUUCUACAUCAAUUUGCCGAUUGGCGCAGUGACGAUCGCCUUCAUCAUUUUCCUGUACCAAGAGACAGAUCGUCAUCGUGCGCAGAAACUGCAGUCGGGGUGGAAAGCAAGGGUCAAGCAGUUCGAUCUGGAAGGCUUGGCCGUAUUCUUGCCCAUGAUAAUCUGCCUGCUUCUCGCGUUACAAUGGGGUGGAUCCACAUACGCGUGGUCUGAUGGUCGCAUCAUCGCGCUGUGGGUUCUCUUUGGCUUGACACUUUUCGUCUUCGUCGGCAUACAGCGAUGGAAGAAGGACAAUGCGACGGUACCGAUCCGAGUCCUGGAGCAGAGAUCAAUUGCUGCGGCAGCCUGGUUCGCCCUGACUUUGGGAGCUGCUUUCUUCUCGCUGACUUACUACAUCCCUAUCUGGUUCCAGGCUAUCACAGGAGCCUCACCAGUCAAGUCGGGUAUCAUGAAUAUUCCGAUGGUCCUUUCCGUGGUCAUCUCCUCUACGCCAACUGGUGUCAUAGUGUCAUUGAUAGGCUACUACACGCCAUUCGCCAUAUUGUCAUCUGUGAUGAUGGCGAUCGGCACUGGCUUACUGACCACCUUCACCACAAGCACCGGCGCCGGCCAAUGGAUAGGCUACCAAAUCAUCGCCGGUCUCGGAGUCGGCUUCGGUUUCCAGCAAACCAUGUUGGCGGCUCAGACAUGCCUUCCCAAGGAGGAUGUACCCAUAGGGACCGCGAUCGUGAUCUUCUUUCAGACUUUGGGCGGAGCUCUCUUCGUCUCCGUGUCCCAGAACGUCUUCGCCAACAGGCUGGUAUCUGGGCUGGGCCAAGUCGUGCCAGAGCUGGAUCCUCGCGUUGUGCUUGAAAGCGGCGCGACCACCCUCGGUGAUGUCAUACCAGAGACUUUUCUUGAGGCCGUGAAGGGUGUUUACAAUGACGCGUUGGUCGGAACAUUCUAUGUGGCGACCGCGUUGAGCGCGUUGUCGAUUUUCGGUUCAGCAGCGCUGGAGUGGAAGAGUGUUAGGGGUCAGGAAGUCCAGAUGGCGGCGAUGGGUUGA